Molecule: messenger RNA, 1515 nt
Organism: Adineta ricciae
Lineage: Eukaryota; Metazoa; Rotifera; Eurotatoria; Adinetida; Adinetidae
Source: the annotation of a GenBank genome assembly
AUGAUCUGUAUUAUCAUUCUGUUCUAUUCCUUAAAAUUUACAAUCGCAGGUGAGCAUCAACGUAGGUUGUUAAAAUAUUUAUUAGAAGAAAAUCAACAUAAUCCAUUGGAACGACCGGUUUAUAAUGAUUCUCAUACGUUGACGGUGACAAUGAAUUUAGCUCUGCAACAAAUCAUUGAUUUCGAUGAAAAGAAUGAGAUUCUGGUUUGUAGUGGUUGGUUAGUUCUUACAUGGUAUGAUUAUAGUUUACAAUGGAAACCGGAAGAUUUUGGCAAUAUUCAAACUAUUCGUUUGCCUAGUACACGAGUUUGGACACCGGAUAUUAUUCUUUACAACAGUGCGGAUGAUAAUUUCGAAGGAACAAUAAAGACUAAUUUAGUUGUUCAAUCUAAUGGUAGCAUCCUUUUUGUUCCACCGGGCAUCUUCAAAUCGAUUUGUGGGUUAGUAAUAUACGCAUACAUUUGUCUUUUUUCGGAUAUCCAAAAUUGUACAUUAAAAUUCGGUUCGUGGUCAUUCGAUGAAUCUUAUGUCAAUUUAACUACUGAACAUAGCGAAGGCCAAUUGGAUGCUUAUGUCAAGAAUGGAGAAUGGGAUUUGCAAAAAUUUUUUGUCAUACGAGAAGCAGUUGUGUACGAGUGUUGUCCAACUGUCUAUCCGUUCGUUUUAUUUACAAUACAGAUUCGUCGACGUACUCUCUAUUAUGUUAUCAAUAUUGUUGUUCCAUGUGUAUUGAUUAGCUUCAUGACUGUGCUUGGAUUUCUCCUGCCACCGGACAGCGGUGAAAAACUGACACUUCAAAUAACGAUUCUUCUCUCGAUUGUGAUGUUUAGUCUGGUAAUCUCAGGAAUUAUCCCAGCUAGUUCAACAGCGCUUCCAACUAUUGUGACAUAUUUCACGACACUUAUGUGUAUGUGCACGAUGUCUGUCGUAGCAACUGUUGUCGUGCUUGCACUUCAUCAUAGAAACGCCAAAAAUCAUACGAUGCCGAUAUGGAUUCGUGUGUAUAUUAAUCAAUAUUUAGCAUGGUUUUUGCAUAUGAAACGUCCAGGUCAUGAUUUAAGUUGGCGCGCCAUUCGUCAUCGAAGGUUUCGUCAGAAUGAAAAAUUGAAUACUAAUCAUAGUAUGACUUUGAAUAACAACUAUAGACUCCCAUCGACACCAUUACUAGAAAAUUCAUCAAAAUCUUUACUAGCUAAUAUAACGAACACCGAUGAUCAAUUGUAUGUGCCAAUGUUCAAUCAUAUUCGUCCUUGUACAUCGGAUUCUGAUACGAAAGAACCGUUACAGCCAUGUGAUAUGAACUAUAUACGUUCGAAUAUUCAUUCGAUUCUGUCCGAGCUGAAAUUCAUGGCUGAUUCUAUCCGACGCGAAGAGGAAGAAGAUGACAUAUCACAGGAUUGGAAAUUUUCAGCAAUGGUCAUCGAUCGUUUAUGUUUGAUUUCGUUUACUAUUAUGACAACAAUCUUCACCUAUCUAACACUUUUCUCUGCGCCGAAUUUUUUUCAACUUCGAUAA